AUGGGCGGAGGGGCUGAGAGGGGCGGCUGCGCCCCGCGCCUGGAGCUGCUGCUGUUCCUGGGGCUGUGCGGCCGCGCGGCAGCGCUGAGAGGAAAUGAUAACAGCGAAGCCCUUCCAGAGUCCAUCCCAUCUGCUCCUGGAACGCUGCCUCACUUCAUGGAGGAACCAGAUGAUGCCUACAUUAUCAAAAGCAACCCCAUUGUCUUACGCUGCAAAGCCAUGCCAGCCAUGCAGAUUUUCUUCAAGUGCAAUGGUGAAUGGGUCCACCAAAACGAGCACGUGUCGGAGGAAAGCAUGGAUGAGACCACAGGCCUGAAAGUUCGAGAGGUGUUCAUCAAUGUGACGAGGCAGCAGGUGGAAGACUUUCAUGGGCCAGAAGAUUACUGGUGUCAGUGUGUGGCAUGGAGCCAUCUGGGGACCUCAAAGAGCAGGAAGGCAUCCGUUCGCAUUGCUUAUUUAAGGAAAAACUUUGAGCAAGACCCCCAGGGGAAGGAGGUUCCUAUUGAAGGGAUGAUCGUUCUGCACUGCCGGCCCCCCGAGGGCGUCCCUGCAGCUGAGGUGGAAUGGCUGAAGAAUGAGGAGCCCAUAGAUUCCAACCUGGAUGAGAACAUCGACACCAGAGCAGAUCACAACCUGAUCAUCCGGCAGGCGCGUCUGUCCGACUCCGGGAACUACACCUGCAUGGCUGCCAACAUUGUUGCCAAGAGGAGGAGCAUGUCUGCGACAGUUGUGGUUUAUGUUAAUGGAGGCUGGUCGUCGUGGACUGAGUGGUCCAACUGCAACGCGCGGUGCGGUCGGGGCUGGCAGAAGCGAUCGAGGACCUGCACCAACCCUGCCCCGCUCAACGGAGGGGCAUUCUGCGAAGGAAUGUCCGUGCAGAAGAUCACCUGCACUUCUCUUUGCCCUGUGGAUGGAAACUGGGAGGUGUGGAGUGAAUGGUCUGUGUGCAGCCCGGAGUGUGAGCAUUUGAGGGUUCGGGAAUGUAUUGCGCCAGCUCCACGAAAUGGAGGAAAGUACUGCGAGGGCCUGAGCCAGGAGUCAGAGAACUGCACUGAAGGGCUUUGCAUUCAAGAUAAAAAACCUCUUCAUGAAAUAAAAUCCCAAAAUAUAGAGACAGCCAGUGACAUUGCCCUGUACUCUGGCCUGGGAGCAGCAGUGAUUGCUGUAGCUGUGCUGGUGGUUGGUGUUACCCUUUACAGACGGAGUCAGAGUGAGUACGGCGUGGAUGUGAUUGAUUCAUCUGCACUGACAGGAGGCUUCCAGACAUUUAAUUUUAAGACAGUCAGACAAGGUAACUCCCUGCUUUUGAAUUCAUCCAUGCAGCCUGACUUGACAGUGAGCAGAACGUACAGUGGACCUAUCUGCCUGCAGGAUCCAAUGGACAAGGAGCUAAUGACAGAGUCUUCACUGUUUAACCCACUGUCAGACAUCAAAGUCAAAGUUCAGAGUUCGUUCAUGGUUUCCCUAGGGGUGACAGAGAGGGCUGAAUAUCAUGGAAAGGCACAUUCUGGAACUUUUCCUCAUGGGAAUGCUAGAGGUUUUGGAACAAUGCAGGCUAGAAACAAGGCUGCAUAUAUUCAGAACCUGUCUUCAAUUUCAACAAGAAAUGAGCUGAAGACAACUGCUAUCUUUGGACACCUGGGAGGUCGUUUAGUGGUUCCUAAUACAGGCGUCAGUCUGUUGGUGCCACAUGGUGCAAUUCCUGAAGAGAGCUCAUGGGAGAUCUAUCUUGCUAUCAACCCAAGAGAGUCCAGCCUACAGCCAGAAGGCCCAGAUGUCCUCCUGGGACCAGAAGUGACAUGUGGCCCUUCAGAUGUCUCUGUCAGCUCUCCGUUUGCCUUGACUAUCCCACACUGUGCAGAAGUAAAUCCAGAGCACUGGAAUAUCCACUUGAAGAAAAGGACUCAGCAGGGAAAAUGGGAGGAAGUGAUGUCUGUGGAAGAGGAAACUACUUCCUGCUACUGCCUGCUGGAUCCUUAUGCCUGUCACAUUCUCUUAAACAGCUUUGGAACUUACGCUCUUAUUGGAGAACCCAUCUCUGAGUGUGCCGUCCGACAGCUGAAAGUAGCGGUUUUUGGCUGCCUGUCUUGCAAUUCUCUGGAUUACAAUCUGAGAGUGUAUUGCAUGGAUAACACACCUUGUGCAUUUCAGGAAGUGGUUUUGGAUGAAAGGCUCCAAGGAGGACAAUUACUGGAUGAACCCAAACUUCUGCAUUUCAAAGGGAAUACCUUCAGUCUCCAGAUAUCUGUCCUCGAUAUCCCUCCUUUCCUUUGGAGAAUCAAACCUUUUACUGCCUGUCAGGAGGUCCCAUUCUCCCGUGUGUGGUGCAGUAACCAGAAGCCACUGCACUGUGCCUUCUCCCUGGAGCGUUACACUCCUGCAACCACACAGCUGUCCUGCAAGAUCUGCGUCCGGCAAGUCAAGGGGCACGAGCAAAUCCUACAGAUCCAGACAUCCAUCCUCGAGAAUGAAAGAGAAACCAUUGCUUUCUUUGCACAUGAUGACAGCAACUUCCCCGCACAGAUGGGUGCAAAAGCAUUUAAAAUCCCAUACUCCAUCAGACAAAGAAUCUGUGCAACAUUUGACACACCCAAUGCCAAAGGCAAAGACUGGCAGAUGCUAGCACAGAAAAACAGCAUCAGCAGGAAUCUCUCCUAUUUUGCCACACAAAGCAGCCCAUCUGCAGUGAUUCUGGACCUCUGGGAAGCCCGACACCAACACGAUGGAGACCUCGACUCCCUCGCCUGUGCGCUGGAGGAAAUAGGAAGGACACACUCUAAAAUCUCAGACAUAACAGAAACUGAGAUCGAGGAGCCUGACUUCAACUACAGCAGACAGAAUGGACUUUAA
Messenger RNA from Centrocercus urophasianus (Greater sage-grouse), 2850 nucleotides. It is a transcript of the gene UNC5D, whose product is annotated as unc-5 netrin receptor D. Gene Ontology annotation, molecular function: protein binding; netrin receptor activity. Gene Ontology annotation, biological process: netrin-activated signaling pathway. The record is from RefSeq and is a predicted model, not a curated record. Gene Ontology annotation, cellular component: membrane. Bases 1 to 2850 code for a protein of 949 amino acids. Lineage: Eukaryota; Metazoa; Chordata; Aves; Galliformes; Phasianidae. The transcript has 17 exons.